Molecule: messenger RNA, 1491 nt
Organism: Saccoglossus kowalevskii
Lineage: Eukaryota; Metazoa; Hemichordata; Enteropneusta; Harrimaniidae
Gene: admp
Product: anti dorsalizing morphogenetic protein
Cellular component (GO): extracellular region
Molecular function (GO): growth factor activity; cytokine activity
Source: RefSeq, marked provisional
UCACACCAAGGCGUUGUAAGCGAAAUCCCGAAGCAUCCACUCUGACAGAAAAUAUGCGACCACUGGAAUUUGUCACCUUUGCCUGCGCGCUCUGCCGAAUGGUUCUCACGUCCCCAGUUCCGUAUAAUCAGGAUAAUUUACAGAUGGAUUCUACUAGGAUGGAAAAGAUGGAAGAAUUAAAUAACGCGGUACGAGAACAGGCAAUUGAACAACUUUUGGAAGUUUUCGGAAUGCCCAACCGACCUCAACAAGCAAUGCAUCGACACUCUCCUCCCCAGUUUAUGGUAGAACUUUACCGAAGUAUCGCGGAUGACAGCGGCAUUACGAGAGCACCCAAUCCAUACCACGCCAAUAUUAUAAGAUCCUUUCCCGACAAAGGACAAAUGACAAAGACGCAUUUCUUUUUUAAUGUUUCAACUGUGCCCCAGAGCGAAGAUAUGCUCCAAGCCGAAUUGCAUCUUUUCAAACUUAAACCUAAAGGCCGUCUUGAGGACAGCAGAAGACAACAUUUUUUCGAGGUUCAUAUUCACCAACUACUAAGUGAAGAAUUAUCUCUAGAAAAAUCCAAGAUGAUUGGCGCAAGACUCGUUGGUGCACACGGUACAGGAUGGGAAGUCUUUAGCAUAACGCCAGCGGUUAAAUCAUGGCGUGAAGAUCCAUCCUCAAAUCACGGUUUGAUGGUUACUGUGUCAACGAUGACUGGCAUCACAACACUAGAUAACUCAGUUAUUCGCUUUGCAAAAAAGAAGGAACAUCACAGCAGUAAGCAACCAAUCUUGGUCACGUUUACAAACGAUGACAGCAAACAAGUGGAAUCCAGGGUCACAGAAGGCAGUGGUGGAACUACUGAUUAUGACUAUACUUACGACUACAUCAUGCAGACGUACGGCGACAUGAUACACGCUACCAGAACCAACACCGAGAAGCAAAGUAUUAACAAACCUAAUGUGAAUACCAAUAGAUAUGAUGAAAGCAUUCGCAGGAAGAGACAAGCAACAGAAGACGAGACAGCAAGUCAGCCCAUGCCAACAAAACAAUACAAGACACCAUGCUCAAAACAGAAACUUUACGUAGAUUUCGAAGAGAUUGGUUGGUCAGGGUGGAUCAUUUCUCCACGAGGGUACAACGCAUAUCACUGCAAAGGAGAAUGCCCGUUUCCACUUGGGCAGACAUCAAAACCGACCAAUCAUGCUACAGUGCAGAGCAUAGUCAAUGCACUGAAGCUGGGAGACGAAGUAGCCAUGCCAUGUUGUGUACCCGAUAAACUAUUUUCCAUCAGCUUGUUGUACUUCGAUGAAGAUGACAAUGUAGUGCUUAAGCAAUAUGACGAUAUGGUAGCAGCAAGCUGUGGCUGUCACUGAAUAUUUAAACCUGUCAGGAAUUUAGCUAUCAAAAAAAAAUGUAAAACAUUUUUUUACAUUUUUAUAAAUGUCACCAGCAUUUCCAUCUUGAAAUGUCACAGAAGUUAAUUCUGGGAUAAACAGAGAAUUA